CAGGUGCUGGAUGAGCAGAACUGAACAAUGUCUGUGCCACGGGGAGCUGUCCACGCAAAAUGGAUAGUGGGGAAAGUAAUAGGAACCAAAAUGCAGAAAACUGCCAAAGUGAGAGUAACCAGGCUGGUGCUAGACCCUUACUUACUAAAGUUCUUUAACAAACGAAAAACCUAUUUUGCCCAUGAUCCCUUGCAGCAGUGUGUUGUUGGAGACAUUGUUCUGCUGAAAGCUCUGCCUGAGCGAAGGAGCAAACACGUGAAACACGAACUGGCUGAAAUUGUUUUCAAGGUUGGGAAAGUCAUAGAUCCAAUAACAGGGAAGCCCUGUGCAGGAACCAGAUUCCUUGAAAAUCUGUCCGAUUCAGAAAAUCUGACAGAGGCAGAUACUACCUAUCUAAGUGAAAAACUCCAGGAACUUAAAGUUUGUUCAACAGAAAAAUAGUUUGGGUAAUAUUUGAACUGAGUGCUUUCAGCUUUGUCUUUGUCAGGGCUGUUUGGAGCCUUGCUGUUGUAUGUUCAAUGUUUUUGUGAAAUUUGUAGUCAAAUAGUAAACAUAUAAGAACAGAUGUUACAGAUUGAUAAGCACCUCAAAUCUUUAAAUGAAAAUACAGAGAAAAUGUG
Merops nubicus (carmine bee-eater) is the source of this 620-nucleotide messenger RNA. It is a transcript of the gene MRPS17, whose product is annotated as mitochondrial ribosomal protein S17. The transcript is spliced from 2 exons. Gene Ontology annotation, biological process: mitochondrial translation. Bases 28 to 441 code for a protein of 137 amino acids. The record is from RefSeq and is a predicted model, not a curated record. Gene Ontology annotation, cellular component: ribosome; mitochondrial small ribosomal subunit. NCBI's taxonomy places the organism in Eukaryota, Metazoa, Chordata, Aves, Coraciiformes, Meropidae. Gene Ontology annotation, molecular function: structural constituent of ribosome.